Penicillium daleae is the source of this 1557-nucleotide messenger RNA. RefSeq names its product cytochrome P450. The transcript has 4 exons. NCBI's taxonomy places the organism in Eukaryota, Fungi, Ascomycota, Eurotiomycetes, Eurotiales, Aspergillaceae. Gene Ontology annotation, molecular function: monooxygenase activity; oxidoreductase activity, acting on paired donors, with incorporation or reduction of molecular oxygen; iron ion binding. The coding region runs from base 1 to 1557 and encodes 518 amino acids. The record is from RefSeq and is a predicted model, not a curated record.
AUGGCUAUCGCAACUGCGGUCGCCUCGCUACAGGGUAGGGUCAUCCAAUACCCAUGGCAUUCCCUCGGAGUCGCCGCUAUCCUGGUCCCCUUGCUCUAUGUCAUUCUCAACGAGUUCAUUCGGUCUUCGGCCCGAGUCAAGGGUCUGAAGGGCCCGACCGGCCUUCCACUGAUUGGAAAUUUGGCCCAAAUCCGGGUCAACGCGGCGGAGCAGUAUCGCGCGUGGUCGAAGAAGUUUGGUGCCGUGUAUCAGAUUCAGUUGGGGAAUAUCCCGGUCGUCGUGGUCAACUCGGCUGCGUCUGCCAAGGUGUUGUUUGGUCAGAAUGCGCAGGCUUUGAGCUCGAGACCCGAAUUUUAUACUUUCCACAAGAUUGUCUCCAAUACCGCUGGUACCACCAUCGGCACCUCUCCAUAUAGCGACUCGCUGAAGCGACGCCGAAAGGGUGCCGCCUCGGCUCUUAAUCGCCCUUCGGUCGAAAGUUACGUCUCUCAUCUGGACGUCGAGUCCAAGGCCUUUGUAGAAGAACUCUACCGCUACGGUAAUGGUGGCAAAACCCCCGUCGACCCAAUGCCAAUGAUUCAACGGCUGAGUCUGAGUCUGGCCUUGACGCUGAACUGGGGCGUGCGAGUCGCCUCCCAGGAAGAAAAUCUCUUCGAUGAAAUCACCGAGGUCGAAGAGGAAAUUAGCAAGUUCCGAAGCACCACCGGUAACUUGCAGGACUACAUUCCUCUAUUGCGGUUGAACCCGUUCAGUACCAAUUCGACCAAGGCUGCGGAGAUGCGGGCGCGCCGGGAUAAAUACCUAGGAGCUUUGAACAAGGAUUUGGAAGAUCGGAUGGAAAAGGGAAUUCAUAAGCCGUGUAUCCAGGCGAAUGUUAUUCUGGAUAAAGAGGCUAAGUUGAAUACGGAGGAGCUCACGUCUAUCAGCUUGACAAUGCUUUCUGGUGGUCUCGAUACUGUCACCACCCUGGUGGCUUGGAGUAUUGGCCUUCUUUCAACCCGUCCGGACGUGCAGGAGAAAGCUGCCAAGGCUAUUCAGGAGAUGUACGGAAAGAAUGAGCCAAUGUGUUCGGCCGAUGAUGAUCAGAAGUGUGCCUAUGUCGCUGCCCUGGUCAGGGAGUGUCUUCGUUACUUCACCGUGCUUCGCCUGGCUCUUCCUCGCACUUCUAUCCGGGAUAUUACCUACGAAGGCGUCGUCAUUCCAAAGGGAACAGUGUUUUUCCUGAAUGCCUGGGCAUGCAACAUGGACCCAGACGUAUGGACCGACCCCGAAGUCUUCCGACCAGAGCGCUGGUUCGAACAACCCGACGCACCACUCUUCACCUACGGUCUGGGAUACCGCAUGUGCGCCGGCUCGCUCCUGGCAAACCGUGAACUAUACCUGGUCUUCAUGCGCACGCUCAAUAGCUUCCGCAUCGAGCCGCAUGAUGAUACGGAUUGGCAUCCCGUGCGAGGUAACUCGGACCCGACGAGUUUGGUAGCCAUUCCGCAGAAGUACAAGGUGCGAUUUGUUCCUAAAGAUGCUGCUGCUUUGAAAAAGCUUGUCUCGCAGGCUUGA